AUGAAGUGGAGCUCGUGCUUGGCUUUCUUGGUGUGGCACUCCGGCGCUCAAGCCGUCGAUGGGAUUGUGGUGCCCUUCUGCUGUGGCUUCAUUUUGCACCCGAGGGAGGUGAAGCAGAUGAUUCGGAGAACACUAGUAGCGUGGAUGCUACUAUCAAAGAGGAAACGCCGACUCGAGAAAAUCGCAAAUCAGAAGGGAUCCUCCCUGCAAGUUUACAGCUACAGCGAGCUCCGCACCGCUACCAACAACUUCUCCGAGCGGCUGGGCGGCGGAGGUUUCGGCACGGUAUACCGCGGCGUCGUGAACGGGCGCACCCAAAUCCAAGUGGCUGUCAAGAAACUAGAGGGCCUUCGGCAGGGCGACAAGCAGUUCCGGACGGAGGUGAACACUCUUGGGCUCAUCCAGCACGUCAACCUCGUCAGGCUAGUCGGAUUCUGCUCCUCCGGUGGCGACGAGAAGAUGCUAGUCUACGAGUACAUGCCCAAUGGCUCCCUCGACUCCUACCUCUUCAGGUGCAGCUUGUGCCCGAGCUGGCACGACCGCUACGGCAUCAUGCUCGGCAUCGCCAGGGGACUGUCCUACCUGCACGAGGGCUGCCGCGAGCGCAUCAUACACUGCGACAUCAAGCCCGAGAACAUACUGUUGGAUAAGGACUUGUGCCCGAAGAUCGCCGACUUCGGGAUGGCGAAGCUGGUGGGGAGGGACUUCAGCCGGGUCUUGACGACGAUGCGGGGCACCAUUGGGUACCUCGCCCCCGAGUGGAUCUCCGGGCUGCCGAUCAGCGCCAAGGCGGACGUGUACAGCUUCGGGAUGGUGGUCUUCGAGAUCAUCUCGGGGCGGCGCAACGCCGAGAGCUACGCCGACGGCGACGGCGAUGGCACCGAGGCAGGGGCAGCAGGGCAACACCCGCCCACGUUCUUUCCGGUCUGGGCCGCAGCGCGUGUGGUGGAAGGGGACACGGUCGCCGUGGCGGACCCACGGCUGCGCGGCGACCUCGUCGAGGGGGAGCUAGAGCGCGCCUGCCGGAUAGCGUGCUGGUGCAUCCAGGACCAGGAGGAGCACUGGCCGACCAUGGCGCAGGUCGUGCAGGCGCGGGAGGGCUUCGUCGACGUCUCCGUGCCGCCAGUGCCCCGUGCACUCCAGCACCUCGCGACACUUACAUAAGACGCCGUCGCGAGACAAAUGUAUUCACUGCUGUACACAGCUGAAGCUGACAAAUUAAAUAGUGCCACUCAAUAUACUACUGCACAUUUCUGGCCGACCUGAUGGUCCAGUCAAA
Molecule: messenger RNA, 1279 nt
Organism: Panicum virgatum (switchgrass)
Lineage: Eukaryota; Viridiplantae; Streptophyta; Magnoliopsida; Poales; Poaceae
Product: G-type lectin S-receptor-like serine/threonine-protein kinase At2g19130
Exons: 2
Coding region: 1-1164 (387 amino acids)
Biological process (GO): protein phosphorylation
Molecular function (GO): protein kinase activity; ATP binding
Source: RefSeq, a predicted model, not a curated record